UGUCCCUGCCCGUGGCAGGGGCUGGAACUGGAUGAUCGUUAAGGUCCAUUCCAACCCAAAACAUUCUAUGGCUCCACGUUGCUCCCUGUGCCAGAGGCUGCAGUGCCCAGGAUGUGGAACCGGCUGCUCUGUGACAUCAGGCCGGGGCCGAGGGUGUGGCAGUGCUGUGGGCACUGCGGCAGUGCUGCGGGCUCUGCGGCAGUGCUGCGGGCACUGCGGCUGUGCUGGUGCACGGAGGCUUUGCUCCCGCAGCUGGCACAAGCCACGGGCAGCAAUGCUGCUGCUCGGCCUCCUGGUGCUGCUGGCCACGUGCCGGCCUGUGCCGGCCAUGUGGAACACCUGCGAAGGAAGCUGUGGGCUCCGGCCCUUGACUUCUGAUGAGGAGCAAGGCAGGACACGCGUCGUGGGUGGCAAAAGUGCCGAGGCAGGGGCCUGGCCCUGGCUUGUCAGCAUCCAAGAUCCCUCGGUUUCAGGCACUGGGCAUCUGUGUGGAGGGUCCCUCAUCAACACACAGUGGGUCCUCACAGCAGCCCACUGCUUUGCCGACUCCAGGAACAUCAGCGCCAUGCGCCUGCUGAUCGGGGCCACCCAGCUGACUGAGCCGGGCCCUGGGGCCGAGGUGCGCCUGAUUAAGCGGCUGCUGGUUCACAAGGAAUACAGUUCUGCCGACCAGAGGAACGACAUCGCGCUGCUGGAACUGAACGAGCCCGUCCAGUGCAGCUCCUACAUCCAGCUGGCCUGUGUGCCCAACGCCACGCUGGAUGUGGCACAGCUGGAAACCUGCUAUGUCGCUGGCUGGGGUGCCACUACGGCAAGAUCUCAGAAAUCAAGUGAUGUCCUGCAGGAAGCCAAGGUCCACCUUAUCAAUGUCCAGAUCUGCAACAGCAGCGAGUGGUACCAGGGGGACAUCCAUACCCACAACUUGUGUGCUGGCUACCCGGAGGGUGGCAUCGACACCUGCCAGGGUGACAGCGGGGGUCCACUCAUGUGCAAAGACAACAGCGCUGACUUCUUCUGGGUUGUCGGAGUGACCAGCUGGGGGAGAGGCUGCGCCAGAGCAAAACGGCCUGGAAUAUACACUUCUGUUCAGCACUUCUAUGACUGGAUUCUCAUCCAGAUGGACCUACUUCCACAGGUAGAAGCUUCUCGAGCAUGGAGUCAUUAUACAACCACCUCACGACCCUGGACUCAUCAUACGAACACCCCAUGGCCCACUCAGAAGCCAUGGCCAAGACCACCUUCCACUUAUAAGCCAUGGCCAACAACACUUCCCACUCAUAAGCCAUGGCCAACAACAGUGCCUACUCCAAGGCCAUGGCCAUCAACACUUCCCACUCAUACGCCAUGGCCAACAACACUUCCCACUCAUAAGCCGUGGCCAACAACACUGCCUACUCCAAGGCCAUGGCCAACAACACUUCCCACUCAUAAGCCAUGGCCAACAACAGUGCCUACUUCAAGGCCAUGGCCAACAACAGUGCCUACUCCAAGGCCAUGGCCAACAACAGUGCCUACUUCAAGGCCAUGGCCAACAACACUUCCCACUCAUAAGCCAUGGCCAACAACACUGCCUACUCCGAGGCCAUGGCCAAAACCAACCCCCACCCAGAAGCCAACUUCGAUACCCACGCCAGUGGAAGAGAUUAAGAACUUCCCAUGUCCACUCAAGAAGCUGACGGAAUUCUUCACUCAGAUCAAGGAGCUCCUGAAGAACCUACAGGGAAUCCCAGUUUGAGCAGGAGAAUGGACAGGAUCCAGUGCAGGUUGCAUGGGACUGUGACCGUUUCCUGCUGAGGCAGUGCCUGCUUUAUCCAAAGGCCAUCUCAGUGCCAAAGGCCUGCUCUGUCCUGCCCAUGUUGCUCCUCUACACAUAUGCAAGUGCUGAUGUUGACUUAGUUACUGAAAUAAAGUUGCCUAUGUUUGCAGUUAACCAUGCUUUCAGUCCAGUUUGGUCUCCUGGGCAAGGCAAGGACUUCCUUGCUCAGGACCUGCAAAAUGAGGCUGCCUCAGACCACUUGGACACAAAGAGACUCACUCUAAAGGGCUGGAACUGUGUCUGGUCAAAGAGGAGAGUGGUCAGAGCCACCACAGGAUGGAGAAGACUGGCAGAUCAAGGCUAGGAAGAGGACAGGAGGAGACAAUGCCACAUGCAGAGACACCCUGGGGAGGGACAUAGUGAGGCACACAAGCUGGUGACUGGGGCCUGACAAAAGCCUUAGCUAACGGAGCAGACCUGGGAAGCUCCUGAGCAUGACAAGCAAAAUUUCUGACUGUCACAAAGACAGGGAGAAGCUGAAAGGAGCUACAGUGCCCUAAGGAAGAACAUGAUUUCACAGGUAGCAAAAGGACAUUGAUGUGUGAGGUGGCCACACCUCACAGAUGUUUGAAGGAAGAGUGGGGUCAUUCUGGGGAGAAGAACCUGGUAGAAGCAGAAGGACCCAGGAAACCACAUCUGUAAUGCCAUGGAAGGCCAAGGUGAACUAGUUAACAGUGCCUGAAAUAGAUGGGACAAAUCAUCUGUUCACAGGUGGGACAAACCUUGGAUUCAGGUGGAAUAGAUAGCAGGGAGGAGAGAAGGGCAGAGAAAGAGAGCUGUCAAGGAAGAUGAGGGGGAUGUGUAAGCAUGGCAGAUAGGGAGAAGGGAGGAUCAAGGAACCAGUCUCACAGACACAAGCGGCAUCCUUGCCUCACAUUCCAGGUGCCACCACUGCCCUUGUCAGUGUGAGCCCAGAACAGCACUAGCCAUUGUAGACAUCAAGGACAGGGAGCCUCCCAGAGGAUGUUGCUGUGGCUGUGGCCAGCAUGGACUGUGCUGCAUCCAUGUUUCCUGUGCUUUGCACAGGAAGGAUGACACUGUGUGGGUAUCUCUGGCAUAUUUGACUUGUGCUGCACUGCUCACCUGCCGUGGCUGUAACCAGAUUGGACAUGUGCAUGCUGUCUGCUGGAGCCAUGUACUCUAGUGGGUGUUUUUUGGGAAGGAGCGUCUGGCAAGCAGCUGCAGAGGGCAGGGUGAUAGUGAACCUCCCAAAGAGACCAUGAUGCCACACAGGGUGUUUUCCUGCAGGCUGUUAACUGGAAGUUCUGGAGCCCCUGCAAACAGAUGGGCUAGAAUAAAGCUGGAGAGUGACUUUUUUACAAGGGCAAACAGUAAUGGGACAAGGAGGAAUGGCUUUAAAGUGAAGGUAAAUUUAGAAUAGAUAUUAGGAAGAAAUUCUUCUCAACCAUAGGAACUCCGCGGCUUCAAAGCUGCAGUCAAAGCAAAUGUCACAACCAUCUCCUCCUCAGAGAUGGAAAAAGCCUGUCACAGUCAUUACCCUGACACAAGCACCUACCAGCAGCUUCGAACUGCUCAUUCAAAUGCCAAGUGACAGGCAGAUAUUUCCAGUAAGAAAUACAGCCCUCUCUGAGCCUUUGGUUGCAUCACCCACCAGGACAGCAUUGCCUCAGCCUUCUCUGGCCGGGGCUGUGACCUGCUGGAGUCACUUGAGCUUAGCUGGGCUCAGCUCUGGCCAUGGGGCCCAGACAGACCUCGUGGCACUGCUGGAACUGGAGAGAGGUUUGAUUUUUCUUGUCAUAAACGUCUUCGUUAGGAGGAAGCUGUCAGGAGAAGGGGCCAUGAGACAACUUCCAGCCUGCCUAUUGUUUUCCCAGAUGCGUUCGCGUGGUGGAUUUCUAGAAGAAAAUAUCCCCACAAACCGCAAUUGGGAAUUUAAAAUAGCACUGGGGGAAACUGUGUAUGCUGUGUAGUGGCUCGAUAAUUAAGACGGAUCUAAACCCUACAAGCGGGAAUGUAAGGGAAGGAUUACAAACCCUCCCUCGGCCCGGGCGCGCCAUCGCCGGGACAACGCUGCCCCCUGGCGGCGGCCGGCGGGAGCGCGGGCGGCGGGCGCUGCCCUGGGGAGUGCCCGGGGAUGAUCCCGGGAGCGGCCCGGGAUGUGCCCGGGAGCGCGGGCACUGCUCCAUUCCUGCCCGCCGCCGCGCCUCCGACGCCGCUGCAGGCAGCCGCUGCCUCUGACACGUCGCGUCGGUGCUGCCUUAGACACUGGCAAUUACUGGUGACACCUGACUUCGACUGGGUUAAAUAUUUUCCCACUCCGGGCCGUGUAUUUGCACAGGAAGGAUCAGCAAGUCACGUCUGCUGCCGUUCCCUCUGCACCAGCUGCCCGAUGUCCUUGGUACCUGGCCGUCAGUUCUUAAUGUACAUCAACAUGCACUGAUAUACAGCCAGCCUGAUCUUUGACUCACCUUUGGAGCAGCAACACAUUUUCUCAACAACAAAUUAUACUUUGACAUUAGAAGGUGGCAAUCUGUAAUGGAUAUUGCAAUCUGAAGAUUGAAAGAGACUAUCUGUGAUCUUUGUCCUCAGCCGAGCAAGCUGGAGUCUCUCUUCCCUCCUACACAUUAUUUGAUUGUGGGACAUAACCUUGGGAUGUACUAAUAAUCAUUAGUCAGAGCUGAUGUAUCCAUAACGGGCCUGCCCUGCUCAGGGAGGGAGACGUUCUCUAGAACAGUAGUAAAUCAGCAAAACAUGCACUUAAAUAUACAGUAAAAUGUGGUUUGAGACACGGUCCUUCAUACAUCAUGUAACAAAAUGUUUUAUUGAGAGAGUCACACACAGUCUAGUGAGGAAAGAGGGCUGCCAAGACAAAACCUGUGAAGGGGAAGCAGUUCAGUGGCAGGAAGGGGCUGGGGGGGAUUUCUGAGCAGCUCCUGGUCCAGGGGAAAUUGUGACUCCCCAGGUCCUUCUCUGCCCUUUCGUAGCCUCGGACAAGCUGGCAGGAGAGGGAAGGGAAGGCAAAGGCAGAAAGGGAGCCCUGUAGAGCUGUCCAGACACAAUGAGCCUUAAAGGCCUGACAGAGGCAGUGAAAGGGUCAGCUUGCCAGGAGUGAGAGAUCCGUUCUGCUGUUCACCAGCUUUGCAGGUCAGGCUGCUACUUUGUCAUUUGGUUUUGCUGCUAAGCAGCUGUCUUUUAGGAGCUGAAUGUUGCAGGAACUGUUAAAGCAUCUCCUUUUCUUUUUUAAACAGGCAUUUAUCAUUAUUAUUUAAAUCUGAGUGAAUAAAUAACACAUGCAUCUGC
Molecule: messenger RNA, 5077 nt
Organism: Taeniopygia guttata (zebra finch)
Lineage: Eukaryota; Metazoa; Chordata; Aves; Passeriformes; Estrildidae
Product: acrosin-like
Biological process (GO): proteolysis; acrosome reaction
Molecular function (GO): serine-type endopeptidase activity
Source: RefSeq, a predicted model, not a curated record